This is a messenger RNA of Penicillium oxalicum, 1830 nucleotides long. Its product is annotated as prefoldin-like protein. The record is from RefSeq and is a predicted model, not a curated record. Gene Ontology annotation, molecular function: transcription corepressor activity; phosphatase inhibitor activity; chromatin binding. The transcript has a single exon. Bases 1 to 1830 code for a protein of 609 amino acids. Lineage: Eukaryota; Fungi; Ascomycota; Eurotiomycetes; Eurotiales; Aspergillaceae. Gene Ontology annotation, biological process: negative regulation of phosphatase activity; negative regulation of transcription by RNA polymerase II.
AUGGGCAUACCUAAUCACAAUCUUGACGACCUCGAGAAGAGGCGACUUGCCCUCGAAAGCAACAUUUCCGAACUGCAAAAAUCACUCUACCAUUGGAGAACAUGGGAGGCAGAGUAUGACGGUCUUCGAGAAGAGAUUCAAGAUCUGGAGGAUGGCGCCACUUCAGAGAAGAUGCGAUCUAUUGCGCGCCAAUACGAAGGAUCAUUAGUCACCGAGACGGAGAUCCAAGCGAUUCUCCGAACGCAAGCCGGCGUCAAUCGAUCGCGCACGCAGGUUGUUGAUCUCCUUGGCCGGCGAAUCGACUACGUGAAGCAGAAUGUUGCGACAAUGGAAAAAAGACUGCGAGCAGCGGAAGAUGAACUCUACACCUUGGACUCGAAUGACCAGCCUCCAGCGGAUGUCUCCAAAGACCAGGGAUUUGCCUUGAGCGAAAUUGUGGAAGAGUUAGACGAGGAGGGGAAUGUGGUCUCCAGUUCCAUCAACAAGCCCGGCGACCAUGCAUCGGACAUUCUGGAAGCUCUCAAGAAGGCCGGGGUUGAAGACAUUCCGCAAAGCUCCAAUUCCAGCGAAAAUGCCACGGUUUCGACGAGUCCUGCUCAGGAUGAAAAGGCGAAUGUAAUUGAGGAUUCCCCAAGUGAUGCUAGGAGCGAACAAGCUGCGAUUAAGGAGACGCCGGUGCCCAAAAAUGAACCAAAAGUGCAGGAGGAUGACCUUGACCUAUCUAAGCCAGUGUCGCUUGUAACACCUGAGGAUCGCGCCCAAUCGCCCGUGACCGACAUCGACGAGCCUGCUGAUGAGGCUACUCUCCGCCGAGAACUGCUUGAAUACGGAAUUCAUGAAGUUGGUGCGAUUGUCGCGGAAUUGGAGCUGGAUGAUGAUGCGAGUGAAUUUUCUGUCUCGGACGAGGAAUACGACGUGGGCACAGAGGACGAGGAGGAUGAAGAUGAGUUCGGCCGAUCACACACUUUUCUGUCGGAGGAAUAUCACCAGCAAAUGCGGGAACUGGAAGCGAAGCUCAACGCCAGAGGCAUGACCAACUUGGGCAAAGACACUCAGACAUUCCCAGAAGAGAUUCGACACGAGAUCCAAACCUCUGCUGAUGAACCCGCCGGGGAGACUGAAGUUGUCGAGAACACCGACAAGGAGAAAAAGCCGAAGAAGAAGGUCGCGUUUGCCGACGAUCUCGAUAUCGCGCCAUCUGUCAAACCAACUCCGUUAGAAAAGAAAACCCCACCGACAAAACCACAGGCUAGUGUCCAAGUUUUAUCCGACGCCAUCGUUGAGCGUACGACACAACCGCAGGAACCCAAGCCUACGACAACCAAGGGACCAAAGAAGGUGUCCCGUUUCAAGAGCACUCGGGCCCUCGAUCCCGAGGCGUCUCCUGCCGAUCUUCCCGCCAAGCCUGCUCCAGCCCAGUUGCUCACUCAGCCGAUGAGGUUUGGAAGUUCUGCAAAACAUACGGAUCCCAGCGAUUCAGUACCACCAUCUGGUUUAUUCCCUGCUACUCCACAGGAGCCAAAGCCUUUCUCCACGCCUAUCACAGAUAUUCCCAUCGGCCCGUCAGCUCCCAAACCUCCAGUGGGAAAGACUCUGGCUGAUAAGUUGGUCGAGCGAGAUAUCGCUCCCGGGUCAAUCACAGCUCCUGCUCCCGACGAGCUGGACGAAGAGAUACAUCGACGGGAGAUCGCAUCCGAGUACUACAGAAUGCGGAACAGUAAAAUCCAGGCACAAGGUGGUUUCGUCAACGACGAGGAACCUGAAUUUGUCCCCAUCGAGGAGCCCGCUCAAAAGGUCAGCCGGUUCAAGGCUGCGCGGCUAAGACCGUGA